UUACGUCGGUUUCGGUAGCCCUGAAAAGUCCGUGGCUGACAGCGUUCUAGAAUUUUGAAACUUUCCGGGGCUGCCUAGCUGCCUGUGAUUGGCCGACGCGGAUGUAACCUCCAUGCAAAUGAAGCCACGCCACCCCGCCGCCUGGAGAUCAAUAGAGAUCUGAGAGAGAAAGGAGCAUGCAUUCAGGCUCGGGCAAGCUCAGGGAAAACCUGCCAAGGCACGCCAAAAACACCCCCCAAACUGGUCCCCCCAAAGCCAGGCGAAGUAGCAAAGCCCCCCAGGCAGCCCCCACACCCUCAGACACGACCCCCGGUCCCCAGAGUGCCUCUAAAGCGAGCGCUGUUUUUCUCGUGUUUCUUAUGAGCCCAGGAUGAGCAACAAAGAAGACCCGAGCAAGUGUUGUCCCGCAGCAGCUCCGAUCUCCAGUUUUACCAUCCAGUCCAUCCUAGGCAGCGGCACCUCGGAAGGAGGCAGGGAGCCCAGCUCCAAGCAGGCAGCCUCAGCUUGGCCGAGCAGGAAGAGGAGCCUAUCCAUAUCUUCCGAAGAAGAGGAGCCGGAUGAGAGCUGGAAACAUCCCGCUUGCUUCUGCCCCGACUCGCAUGGUCCUAAAGAAACGUGCCACAAACACCAACCCAUCAGUUUCACGUGUCUCAGCAAUCCGAAGGGGAAUGGCUCGGUGAUCAAUCCCGACAGGACGCCACCUUUUCUCUCUCAACCGCAGCCAGACUUUAAAGAAGAAAAAGAGAAACACUUUGCUCCGAGCUCCCCGUCUUCGGCGGACAGACAAAGAGACGGGUCGGACAGGCAGGCUAGCUCGGCCAAAAAGAAGACGCGCACGGUUUUCUCCAGGAGCCAAGUCUACCAGCUCGAGUCGACCUUCGACAUGAAGCGCUACCUGAGCAGCUCCGAGCGGGCCUGCCUAGCCUCCAGUUUGCAGCUGACAGAGACCCAGGUGAAAACCUGGUUUCAGAACCGCAGGAACAAAUGGAAACGGCAACUCUCGGCGGAACUGGAGGCGGCCAAUAUGGCCCACGCCUCAGCUCAGACUCUAGUGGGGAUGCCCCUGGUUUUCAGAGACAAUUCCCUCCUCAGAGUGCCAGUUCCCAGAUCCAUCGCCUUCCCGGCUCCCUUAUACUAUCCAGGCAGCAAUUUGUCAGCCUUACCUCUUUAUAAUCUCUACAACAAGAUCGACUAUUGAACUGCCUCUAGAACGACGAGCCGCGGUUGAGGAGAACUCCAGUCUCGCUAGAUGGCCGUCUCAGCCGCGAUCUUUUCUUUCCCCACCCGUCUGUUAUUCAUAGGAAAGGAGAAAUGUGCUUCUUGCGUUAAGAAAUACACCAUGUGUAUUCAUUAUUAUAAUUUUUUUAAAAAAAACAUUUUAUUUAUAGGAAUCCUCUCUGGGUUAGUUUUGUUUUGGUUCCUAGGCAGCCAUAGAGAGCGUGUCAUUUCCCACCCGCACCCCAUUUUGUUUGGUCUCUGUCCUUUUCUAGACAUAACAAAGUGCAGUCCGACCUUGAACAGUAUCAAAACCACAGCCUCGGCUCCUGUUCAAGAAAAGCGCGGCUCUGACUGCGUGUGCAGGUAGGAAAAACCAGGGCGCUGGAGUGGUCAGCUAUUUUCGAGUCUCCUCUCGCUCGUUUCCACAGUUUCUUUUCGCCCUGAGUAUUAAUGGUAUCUGCGGGAAAUAAAAUAAAAAUAGCGUAUUUCAGAUCUGUACAUAUUUUUAAAGAAAAUAAAGCAUUUUAAACAUCGUUGGUAACUUUGAUCAGAUUGCUUGUGUUUUUCCGUUUCUCCCCCCUCCUGCAAUUCGAUUCAUUCUGCCCUACAGGCACCUCA
Rhineura floridana is the source of this 1836-nucleotide messenger RNA. RefSeq names its product H6 family homeobox 2 (gene HMX2). The transcript has 2 exons. Lineage: Eukaryota; Metazoa; Chordata; Lepidosauria; Squamata; Rhineuridae. The coding region runs from base 371 to 1198 and encodes 275 amino acids. Gene Ontology annotation, biological process: regulation of transcription by RNA polymerase II. Gene Ontology annotation, molecular function: DNA-binding transcription factor activity, RNA polymerase II-specific; RNA polymerase II transcription regulatory region sequence-specific DNA binding. Gene Ontology annotation, cellular component: nucleus. The record is from RefSeq and is a predicted model, not a curated record.